AUGUUCCUCCACUUGAAUGUCAGUAAAUGGAGAAGGCUUUUAAUUAUUCUGAUUAUAAUAGCCUUUCUGUUGGCGGCAUGUCAAAUCCUGCAGGGUGAAAAUGGAAAGUCCCACUGGGAGUUAAACAAGUCUUCAACUGAAGUUCCAUUGAUUGUAUGGUGGACACCAUUAGUGGAUGGUGGUUAUGAAUCAAGGCGGGUUUGUGACCUUAGUAAUUUCUGCAGAUUUACUACAAAGAGGGACAAGUUGGAAGAUGCCAGUGCCAUUUUAUUCUACGGAUCAAAUGUCAAAAUCGAUGAUUUUCCAUUGCCUCGCCACCCCCAUCAUAUAUGGGCUUUAAUCCAUGAAGAGUCUCCACGAAAUGUACCAUUUAUGCCAUAUAAUGAUUGGCUACAGCAUUUUAACUUCACAUCAACCUUCAGUCGAAAUAGUAACAUGCCAUUGACCACGUAUUAUUUGACUGAUGUGGAAAACUUGACUAGUCCCACAUACACGAUCCCUAUAGGAGAAAAAUCACGACAUAAAGAAAACGCUUUAGUAUUAUUUAUUCAAUCAGAUUGCGAUACCAUGUCUGGACGUGAUGACUACGUGAAGGAAUUAAUGAAUUACAUUAAAGUCGACUCACUUGGAAACUGCCUCAAGAAUCGGAAUUUGCCGGAAAGCUUACAGAAAAUACAGGGAGACUAUUUAAACAAUUUGUAUGCUCCAGAGUUAUUAAAAUUCAUGGCUCGUUAUAAAUUUGUAAUAUCGUACGAAAAUGGAGUUUGCGAUGACUAUAUAACAGAAAAGUUUUGGAGACCUCUUAUUGCUGGAUCUAUACCCAUUUAUUACGGAUCACCUUCUAUAAAGGAUUGGUCUCCGAACGAAAAUUCAUUUAUUGAUGUGAGAGAUUUCAAAAGUCCUGAAUCGUUGGCUAUAUAUCUCAAAGAAUUAGAUGCAAAUGACAGAGCUUACAAUUCGUAUUUAAAUCAUAAAUACAAUAUGCUGCAGCCUAUUACAAACAAGCGUCUUCUACAUGACCUAAAAACCCGCAAAACGGCAAUGCAUAACGGAGAUUUGUUUCAAAGUUUUGAAUGUGCUGUUUGUUCUUACGUUUACAAUCUAAAGAAUAAGAAGGAAAAUCGAAUGGCAUCUGAAAGGCAUUACCAAUGUGCUCACGAACCAGUCUACCCGUCAAUGUAUGCGAAGGUAUCAAACUAUGAUGAUUGGUACUCCAUUAUGAAUAUUGGCAAAUGUAAAGCACAUAUAUUGGAUACACUAUUUAAGCGAAAUAAAAAUUUUACGAGCGCAGAAUUUAGGAAAAUAUUAAAUAAAAAAGUCUCGAUUGGCGAAUGUUAA
Molecule: messenger RNA, 1338 nt
Organism: Musca vetustissima
Lineage: Eukaryota; Metazoa; Arthropoda; Insecta; Diptera; Muscidae
Gene: FucTB
Product: alpha-(1,3)-fucosyltransferase B
Exons: 4
Coding region: 1-1338 (445 amino acids)
Cellular component (GO): membrane
Molecular function (GO): alpha-(1->3)-fucosyltransferase activity
Source: RefSeq, a predicted model, not a curated record